Molecule: messenger RNA, 5041 nt
Organism: Rhopalosiphum maidis (corn leaf aphid)
Lineage: Eukaryota; Metazoa; Arthropoda; Insecta; Hemiptera; Aphididae
Biological process (GO): regulation of transcription by RNA polymerase II
Cellular component (GO): SAGA complex
Molecular function (GO): transcription coregulator activity
Source: RefSeq, a predicted model, not a curated record
GCAUGCACGAAAUUAAGUAGUGUUAUUUGCUAUUAAACGUACCGGGGACAACAUUCCCGACGGAUCCGUUUUGGCAACAGGUGAAAUUGACGAAAUCGUGUUUCUGUAAUUGUAUCCUUGAGCCAAAAAAUUAGCCAGAUAAUGAUGAACAAAUUUCAAAAUUCUCUAACAAUUUAAUACAAAUAAUUACCAUGGAUGACUUAGCAGAAAGGCAAAUUAGAGCUGCAAGAACAUUGUUCAAUCUUGCUCACUGUUAUUUGAAAACGACAAAAAUUGAUGUUGAAGAAGAAAAAACAAAUUUAAACGAUGAAAAAGAUGAAAAAGAUGAAGUAAUAAAAAAAGAUAUCCAACAAAAAGAAAAGGAAGAAGCAAAUAAAAAUAAACGUAAAAAAUUUGUCAAAAAAAAAAAAAAAAAAAAAUGUAGUUCGGACAAUGAAAUAGAAUUAUACCUAGAAGUGCAAGUCGAUUCAAACUAUCAACAACAAUUAUGCACUGAUGUACAAAAUAUAGAUUUAAAUAAAGCACCACAAAAGUCUGAAAUAGAAAUAGAUUUAAAAAUCGAAAUUCCAAAAGAACUCGAAAGUUCGUAUCUUGACAAAGAAAAGCAUUUUGAAGAGGAAGAUGAAAAAAAAUCAAAAAAAAAUAAGCAAAGAGAAAAUAAACAAGAAUUAAUUAACCGAGAAAUAAGUGAUGAUUCAAAAUUUCAGCAUAACACAGAGAAAGAAAUAAAACAAAAUAUAAAUAAAGAUAAUGUAUGCAUAGACUUGGAUGGAAAAAAUAUCGAAUGUGGUAAAACACAAAAUCAAAUACAAAAAGGGAUUGAAAUCGAAUCACAAAAAAAAGAUAAUAGUGACAUUUUACUAGAACUUGAAUUACAAGAACAGCAAAAUAUACAUGAAAAUUUAAUAGAUUCAUUUCAUAGGUCAAUUCAAAAACGGAUUGAACGACUUAUAUGUGAAAUACCUUUAAAACAACAAAAAAUAGAAAAAGAACUACGUCAAGAACUUGAAAAACUUAAUAAAGAAAUUACAGAACUAGAUCCAGAAAAUGUAGAUGAAUUAAAAAAAGAAAUUUUAGAAGAAGUUUCUAAAAAGGACUAUUUUCCCGUUCAAAUAAAAUUUUUAAAAAAUCUCUAUUGUUCAUUUAAUCAGGAUUUAACACCCUUUUAUAAUAAAUUAGACCAAUUAAGCGAUGAUCUAACACAAACAAGUAUACAGCAAAAAUUGAAUACAGAAUUUUUAAAAAAAUUAGAUAAUUUAUUGCAACAAAAAUGUAAUAAAGAAACACAGGAAGGGGUUAAUGAAGCAGAAAGAAUACGAAAUCAGUUUAAAAAAAUCGAUGAAAAAGAGAAUUAUAAAUAUUAUGAUUUAGUUAUACAAUAUAAUCAAGAAACAUCACAAGAACUAAAAGGAAAUGCACAGAAUGUUUUAGGAAAAAAUGUAUCAGUUGACUUCUAUGAUGAUGCAGUGAAAACACUUAUAAAUCAAACUAAUCAAGAUGCAUUAAAAUCAAAAAUAUGCAAGGAAGGAAUAGAUGUCAUCGAUCAAACACAAAAAAAGGGUAAUACAAAUAUACAGUUUCAAUUAGAAUUUUACAAAAGUGUAGAAGUUGAAGAGAAAUUACAGAACAAAAAUGAUUUUGAAGGAAAAAUAAACAGUGAUCUUGAAAUAAAAACUAAAGAAACAAGAACUGAGGUAAAAGAAGAUACUGAUGUGGAAAUAGAAGACUUCGAAGAAGAAUUACAAGAUUAUUCUAAAAUUUCGAAUGAUGAACAUUUUGAAGCAGUGAAUGAAAUAACAAAAUUAAAAAUUGAAGCAUUGGAAACAGAAAUAAUAGAAGAUUUUGGACUAAAAAUCGGAGAUUCUGAAAAAGAAGUACAAGAAGAUUCUGAUGUGGAUAUCGAAGGCUUUGAAGGAGAAAUAUUAGAGUUUCCUGAGGUUAGAAUUGAAGACUUUGAUGAAGAAUCACAGGAAAAUACUGAUGUAGAUACAGAAGAUGUAAGUGAAGAAGAGAUCAAUGAUAUAAAUGAAGUAGUAGAAAUAGUUGAAGAUAUAGAAGUAGAAUCUAAUUCUUCUGAAGACAAUUAUAUUCCAUCAGAAAAAUCACCUACUACAACAUGCAAUGAAUCGCAUUUAAAAAUCGAUCCAAAUGCUGAACUUACACACGGAGAAGAAAAAAAUUUAAAAAAAAUCGAUUUAUCUAAUCCUACAAUAUUAACAGAUCAUAUUAAAGAGAAACAGACAUUUUUUGAACUUAAAAAUCAAUUAGAUGAAUUAUCCCAAGAAUAUAAAGGUUAUGUGCAACAAAAAGUGUUUGAUGAAUUACAACAAGAAAUAGAUGAUAAGCAGUUACAAGAAAUGAAAAUAUUUCCAGAUACGUUUAAUGAAGUAAACUUAAACACAAAUGAAGAUUUUCAAAAAGAAAUUGAUGAAUUACAAAAUGAAUGGUGUCAAUUAGAACCAGAAUUUGUACGCGAUGUUCCGUUAAGUUUUGAAGAGGACAAUUCUAGUCAAAAAUUAAAAAAAAAACCAUACAAUUUGUUCGAAAGAUUACAUUUUCUUCACAGAAAACUAUUAUGUAAAUUUGCCAAUUCCAAAGAAUGGCCAGAGAAUUGUUUUCAACCAUCAAGUUUGCUGGAUGUUUUGUUUGAUGACCCUACUGAGUUCAAACCAAAUGUAUUGGUGCUUAUAUUGCAUUCUAUAGAUAAAGGUUAUUCAAUAAAAAUUAACACGGACAAGAACUUGAAAUCACCAAAAGAAUAUUUUUUCAAUUAUUUUAAGGAUACAAUAUUGGAAUACAUGGAAAAUGAACAUCUACCACCAGAUUUGUUGGAUUUAUUAGAUAGUGCUGAGCCCAGAUUAUUUUAUUCUGGAUGUGUUAUAGCAGAAAUUCAUGAUCAAGUAGAUGAGAUUCCAGGCCGAGUGUAUAGGUUAUUACUGCGUCCUUUUAAUAUGUCCAUUCAAAGUGAUGUAAACCGUAUAAUUGCUAAAAAUAGUCACCCUACUGACACUAAUUAUUGGUCAUAUAAAAAAAGACUAAAACUAGAAAGUAUAUUGCUUAAAAAAUCGUAUCCAGUUAUGUGUAUGGAUUCGUCACCUAUUGCUGGUCUAGUAGUUAAUUUACAACAUCAAAUGUUAAGUUGUCGUACUAUAGUACUAAAUCCACUUAAGAGGAAAAAUAACUUUUCAAAUCAAAAACUUUUGAAAACAGAAUUUUACAAUGAAUCUAAUGACAACAUAAAAACAUCAAUGCUGUCAAAUAAACCACAAAAAGAAUCUUCAAAAUUAAUGGAUACCGAAAACAUGAAUAUUGAAAACUAUAUCUUAUGGAAAUUUGAUUUUCGUAUAAAAUCGUUAAACCUUUUCAAAUUGUUUUUAGUAAUUAUAACAGAAACUCAAGAAUUUUCUCUAUUAUUAUGCACAAAUCCAAAGGUUGAUUCUGUUAAAAAGAUGCGGUUUAAGAUACAACUUAAGCAAAAUGAAUUGAAAACCUAUAUUAUUAUUAUGCUAGAAGUUCUACGGCAAAGAAUUAGUCCUGAUAUAGAAGUAGUUCGGAGAUAUAAAUGUCAGGCUAAUUCAGCUCCUCUUUCGUUAAGGAUUGUUCCAUCUCUGUUUAAUGACAAUGUUUUUAAAGCAAAUCAUGCAGAUAUUAGUCAGUUGAUAGACAUAUUUAUAAAUAACACACAUAUUAAAUAUAUACCUAUAAAUAAGAUGUUGGAAAAUAUGUUUAAACAUAAAAGUGAGAUAACUGAAUUUGAAUCUGAAAAAAGCGAUUUAUCACUAAUGAAAAAUAAAUUGGCUGCUGAUACUCAUAAGACUGUUGAAACAAAAGAGACUUCUAAAGGUCUAGAAAUUAAAAGUAUGCAGUUUUGUACAACAAAAAAGUUAUCUGCCAGUUCAAAUAAAUUUUUAGAUUUACCAUCAAUUGAUUUAUUAUUAGACAAAAUGACUGAUUCGUCACCAUUGCAAACUCAAAUCAUACCAAAAGAUAUUUUAUUGGAUAAUGGUACUAUACUUAAUUAUGUAUUUAAUUUGACAGAUUUGUCAAAAUUGAAUUCAAUAGACAAAAUAGCUGAUUUUUCAUCAUUACAAACUCAAACCAUACCAAAGGACAUUUUAUUGGAUGAUGAUAUGCCUUUGUUGAGAGAAAAGUUGACCAUUAGAGAGACAGACUCCUCUCGCGAACCAUCAUUAAUAAUGCCAAUACUUAUUGUUUCAAAAAACGAUAAUUCUUCAGAUUUAGUCCAGGAAAAUUUAGUAUUGGUGUCAAAUAAUUCUAUGGUUCCAGUACUUAGUUUUAUUACAUCUACUAUACCAUUUGAAUCAAGCCCCGCAGUUGUGUUAUCAAGUUUAUCAACAAUUAAUUCACUAGUUACAAGUAUUAAAACUUACAUGUUACCUAUUGAGUCCUCAAGUUUGGGUUAUAUAGCAAAAUCUGAAAGCAUGUCUUUACAAACUGAUGAAAAUUCAACAUUUAAUGAUGAUGAUGAUGAUAAUUAUACCAAUAUUAAAUUAUUACCAGAUAUGCAAACAGAGGAUUUAAUCCAUUUAAUGAAAGUAGAUGAUAUUGCAGUGAAUAUGUUUUAUGGUAUAAAUCCAGUAACGCCCACAAAAUGUAAUGAUGAUACUAUCACGAUGAAUUCAAAUGAAAAUAUAUUCACAAUGGUUUCAAAUUCUGAUUAUGUAAAAAAUAUUUCAAUGUUUAUCAUUUUUGUUUUAGAAAUAUUUGAAGACAAAUACAUGUUAAGAUGUCUUCAAUUAUUUCAUCAAAACCCAACACUGCCAGAUAUAUCUAUUCAGCCAGAUAUAUCUAUUCAGCCAAAUAUAUCUAUUCCCCAUGAUACACAGGUCGACCCUUAUACCAAACCUGGUUUUUCAAAUGAUUCAUUGACAAAUAGUGAUCCAUUUAGUGCAUUAAAUGCAUUAUUGGAUGAAAUAUUAUUGUCAACAAGUAAUUCGAAUAACGAAGAUAAAUGUCCAGAUACAUAAAAGUAAGACUUGCAGACAAUAUUAUUGUUUUGAUACUACUUCAUUUAAAAAAA